AUGGAGCUAACGUUGAAGGGAGGCGAGCCAGCAGAGGAACAUCUGGGGAGCGCUGCACGGGAAGACCCUCAGGGCAUGGGGAAUGCGGAAGUGCCUGAACCUCCAACAGUGACAAGGAAGCGUUCAAGGAUGCUCCGCGAGCUGGAAAGCCGCUUGAAAGACACAGAAGACACAGUUUCCUUCUCCCAAGGCCAAGGACAGGAAGAUCAGACCACAAGUCCCAUCAGCAAGCCGGGCCGGCGGCGCGCGACACCUUCUCAAUGGUGGGGCAAUCAGAUUAGCGCUCCCUGUCCUUACUCCAAAGAGAAGGCCCCUGGCAAGCGGAGGAAGGGUGUGAAAGCUCCAAAGUCGCCCGGUCAGCAGUCAUCAAAUGCAGCGGUGCCGGACGAGCAGCGGUGCAACAGGAGCGAUGGGAAGAAGUGGCGGUGCAGCAAACAGCGCGCAUUCGAUCGCAAGGUGUGUGAGGAUCACCGGCAGUCUCGAAAGAAGCCAAGCGCGCGCAAGGCGGGGACUAAUUCGGGGACAGCGCGGAAAAAAGGACGGGGGCGGUCGGUCACAGAUGCCGGCAGCCUGGGUGGCGAGGAAGGACAAGCUGAUGGGAAAGCUCCUUCGGGGUUUGGAGGAUCCAGGUCUGCAGGAGGAGUACGAGGGGCGCAAACUCAGGGGGGGGCAGAACGGGUUGUAAGAGGCUCGGCUGAGGUUGCGGAAGCAGGGCGGGCAAGGGGGGAUGACGUCAGCAAGGGGCCGAACGGAUCCGCAGGGACGCGCGUAAGGGCUUCGAAGAGGCGCUGGUGGGAGGCGAACGGAUCGGGGGCUACCGGAGAGAAGGGGAAGAGAUUGGAGCAAAGCGAAGGUUCGGACGGCCUUCCACUCCUAAAGGAGGAUGCUUCAGAAGGAGAAAUUGUUGGAGCUAGGGCCAGCGAUAUUGGGGUUGGCGCCAAUGAGACGGUGCCACGUGUCGAUCAGAGCCGUUCAGAGGGCCCUCCUGGGCCCUCCUGA
This is a messenger RNA of Klebsormidium nitens, 999 nucleotides long. The record is from the annotation of a GenBank genome assembly. Lineage: Eukaryota; Viridiplantae; Streptophyta; Klebsormidiophyceae; Klebsormidiales; Klebsormidiaceae.